Fulvia fulva is the source of this 1008-nucleotide messenger RNA. RefSeq lists its product as uncharacterized. Gene Ontology annotation, cellular component: mitochondrion. The transcript is spliced from 4 exons. The record is from RefSeq and is a predicted model, not a curated record. NCBI's taxonomy places the organism in Eukaryota, Fungi, Ascomycota, Dothideomycetes, Mycosphaerellales, Mycosphaerellaceae. The coding region runs from base 1 to 1008 and encodes 335 amino acids.
AUGAUGAGCAGGCCUUUUGACAUGAUUGGGUCGCUGUACUUUGGCGACACUGGUGUCCCUGGGUGCAAACCUAUCAUGGUUGACAGGAACGUCGAUAGCGCUCACCGCUUUAGCAUCGGACCAAUUACGAGAAGAGAAUUUUGGCAGGAUGAACGAGCCUCAAUGGGCCACCAAGGGCCGUGGACGUCGUCGACGGACUAUCUCCAAUCUAUUGCUGAUAGGGAAAUAGAAUGGCUGAGCAAGUCUGCCCACCGUCAUCCACAGUCGCGUCAACCAUGGCAGCACGCAGGUCCUCUACAGGAUUCUGCCGAUGCUCAUAUCGCUUCGCUCAACAAAUUCAAGGCCGUCAUCACAGACAUUGUUCCUCGAGACGAAGACUUGACAAGGCCGCGAUUUUGGCACCCUGACUCUCAUGCUGGCAACAUAUAUGUCGACGAAGAAGCCAACAUCACCGCCAUCAUUGACUGGCAGGGGGCGUGGAUUACCCCACCUUUUAUUGGAAUCAAUCCAUCACCUAUACUGGACUACGUCGACAUAAUGAUGAAACUGCCCGAAAACUUCAAAAGUCUCCACGAGGCCGACAAAGAGAAACUUAGAUAUCGGAUGUCGCAGUCCAUCUUGAUCACUGCGUACGAGACCGAGACAGCAAGCAUCAACCCACCUUUGAUCGAAAUGAUGCGAACAGCGCAUAGUCAGACACUGAAGCAGUUGGAAGCAUUCGCUAAUGCAACCUGGGACAACGCUCUUUACCCCUUCAACGAGACCCUAUUACGUGUUCAACAAGAAUGGUCACAUUUUGGCCUCGACGGAAAUUGUCCUUACGAAUUUUCCGCAAGCGAAAUGCAACAGCACCAGGACGAGGCAGAAAACUUCGACGAUAGCCAGCGUUUUUGGCAUAAUGUCCGCGGCGUGUUAUCAGAGGACGGCUACACUACGAAUGAUGAUUACCCGUCGGCGGCUAAAGUUCUCAAAGAGCUUCAAAAUACUGCGGAGCGAUCUCCGAACUAG